GACUGUGACUCUCUGUCUUGUGACGUCGGCGCGACUCCGGGCGGACAGAAUAAUAAUUCCGCGCUCGUCUACAAAAUGUGAAUCAGUGAAGGUCGCGGAGCCCGUUGCCAAUUACUUCGCUAGCUGCGUUCCACAUAUUGUUUACGGGUGUGCACUCGGCCGCAUUUACGUAACCUAUCGAUCCGAGGGGGCUCGCCUCUCAGCUGUUAGCGAUGUUGAAUUUGUGUUCGAAGGUGAAGAGCGCGAGGCCGCUAGAGCGAUGCUUCGCGAGCGUGGUGGAGCUGCCGAAACUGCAGGACUUCGGCGUGCAGAACGAGCCCGUGUUGGACUAUCGCGCCGGAAGCAAGGAGCGCGUGGCGCUGGAGGAAGAACUAAAAAAGACGGCGGCCGUCACCGAGGACGUCCCCAUCGUGAUCGGCAAUGAAAACAUCAAGGAUGGCGAGCCGCGCUACCAGGUGAUGCCGCACAACCACGGUAAAAAGCUCGCUAAAUUCUACUACGCAUCUGAGAAGACUAUCCAAAAGGCUAUCGGGGUGAGCGUGGAGGCGCAAGCGCGCUGGGACCGCACGCCGUACGAGGAGCGCGUGCGGAUCUGGGAGCGUGCGUCGGAGAUGAUGGCCGGCGCGCACCGCCAGCGCCUCAACGCCGCCACCAUGCUCGGCCAGUCCAAGUCCGUCGUGCAGGCCGAGAUCGACUCCGCCGCCGAACUCAUCGACUUCUUCCGUUUCAACGUUUUCUUCCUAAAGGAAAACGCGAAAUAUCAACCCAUCUCUGAAAAUCCUAAAGUAACCAGGAACUCCAUGAGGUUCCGUGGAAUUGAUGGGUUCAUUGCUGCCAUAAGCCCGUUCAACUUCACAGCUAUUGGUGGUAAUCUCGCGUACACUCCGGCUCUGAUGGGCAAUGGAGUUGUCUGGAAGCCGUCUGACACCGCUGUCCUUUCUAAUUGGAGAAUCUUCAACAUCAUGAGGGAAGCAGGCUUGCCUCCAGGUGUAGUCAACUUUGUGCCUGCCGAUGGACCUACCUUCGGCAAGACUAUUACUUCAUCCCCGCAUCUUGCUGGUGUCAACUUCACGGGUUCUGUGCCCACUUUCAACUGGAUUUGGGGAGCGGUAGCUAAAAACUUGGACCACUUCCGCAACUAUCCCAGGCUCAUCGGUGAAUGUGGGGGCAAGAACUAUCACUUCAUUCACCCGACUGCUGAUGUUAAAUCUGUAGUGACAUCUACCAUCCGCUCAGCCUUUGAAUAUUGCGGCCAGAAGUGUUCCGCUUGUUCCCGUAUGUAUGUGCCCAGAUCCCUGUACGAACCCAUCAAGGCAGGUCUGGUGGAGGAGCUAGCCAAACUCAAGGUUGGAGAUGUCAAUGACUUCAGCGUGUUCAUGGGGGCGGUUAUUGACGAUAAGGCGUUCGCUAGGAUUACAGGUUACAUCAAGAAUGCCAAGAACAACCCCAAGAACAAGAUCCUGGGCGGCGGAGAGUUCGAUGGCAGCAAGGGCUACUUCGUACAGCCAACAAUCAUCGAGACGAGCGACCCACAUGACAAGCUCAUGGUGGAGGAAAUAUUCGGCCCCGUGCUCACCAUGUAUGUGUACGAGGAUAAGGAUCUCAUGCAGGCACUGUCUCUUGUAGGAUCCUCAACUAAGUUCGCUUUGACUGGCGCCAUCUUUGCUGCUGACCAGGACUUCCUGCAUCUGGCUCUAGAGGAGCUGAAGCCGACCGCUGGUAACUUCUACAUAAAUGAUAAAUCUACAGGAUCAGUGGUGGGUCAGCAGCCAUUCGGCGGCGGCCGCAUGUCAGGCACGAACGACAAGGCGGGCGGACCUACUUAUGUAAUGCGCUGGACCUCCCCGCAGUCCAUCAAGGAGACCUUUGUGCCGCUGCGCGACGUUGACUACCCAUACAUGCGGGAUUAAGCUAGCAAGCGAUUCAACAACAGGAUACUUGAACAAUAAUUAGGAUAAAGCUAUGUAGCAAUGUUCGGAGAUGUUGUUUCAUGCCAGUGGCGGCUACAGUGCUGGCCAACCAUAUAGGAGAUACUAUAUAUCUAAC
Molecule: messenger RNA, 2046 nt
Organism: Cydia strobilella
Lineage: Eukaryota; Metazoa; Arthropoda; Insecta; Lepidoptera; Tortricidae
Gene: P5CDh1
Product: delta-1-pyrroline-5-carboxylate dehydrogenase, mitochondrial
Exons: 1
Coding region: 213-1910 (565 amino acids)
Cellular component (GO): mitochondrial matrix
Molecular function (GO): L-glutamate gamma-semialdehyde dehydrogenase (NAD+) activity
Source: RefSeq, a predicted model, not a curated record